Messenger RNA from Cloeon dipterum, 2596 nucleotides. Its product is annotated as receptor-type tyrosine-protein phosphatase kappa-like. Lineage: Eukaryota; Metazoa; Arthropoda; Insecta; Ephemeroptera; Baetidae. Gene Ontology annotation, biological process: protein dephosphorylation. Gene Ontology annotation, molecular function: protein tyrosine phosphatase activity. The coding region runs from base 80 to 2185 and encodes 701 amino acids. The record is from RefSeq and is a predicted model, not a curated record. The transcript has 14 exons.
GGUAGAAGGAACCAAGAGCAACACGUUUUCCAUCAGCUUGAAUGUCAGCUCUGCCGCAAAAGAGGAACUGUGCCGACCAAUGUGGCUGACGGUGUUCUACAAUGACACUGUUAAAGUUUUGGACGAACCGUUAGACGAGAUCGACUUUCAGAAAUCUGUUACUAACUGCAAAUGCGGAGAACACAAAAUAAAGCUUAAAAUGACAGAAUCGUUGACAUUUUAUAGGAACUACACAUGUGCUAACUGUCAAUCCAAACUAAAACAAGAAAACCAAUCAAAUUCUGUGCUCACCUCAGUUAUAAUAACAUUGGUGAUUUUGGCCGCGCUCGCAACUUUCGCAGUUUGGUUUUAUUUACGGAAAUGGAAGAAAACUCGGCCAAUUAACGAACAACCCAGCGUCCACUUCAGCAAUAACUCGGAUAAUCGGAGAAAUGAAAUACAGGCUUUGCCACCGUUAGAAGCUCAAGCUGUCGUAAUAGGAGAUAGGCCAAAAGAUUCCAACUCAACCGAGAUUGAACGGUACUUGCUAUCAGCCUUUGCAGGAAACUUCCUCAAGGAGCAGUUCGAGAAAUUCCCGCGAGGUCAAACUCAGUCCUGGGAUUGCGGAUCCAGACCGGAAAAUAAAAGCAAGAACCGUUACGCGAAUUUGGCCGCUUACGACUCUUCCCGAGUGAAACUGGAGCUUCUUGCUGGAGAUGUUCACUCCGACUACAUCAACGCCAACUACGUGGACGGUAAUGAGCGGCCAAAAGCUUAUAUUGCGAGCCAAGGACCAACGGCAAACACUCUCAAUGAUUUUUGGCGAAUGGUUUGGCAGGAAAAUGUGUCGUUGAUUGUUAUGGUAACCAAUCUAGUUGAAGGAGGAAAGAAAAAGUGUGAAAAAUACUGGCCCGACAACAACCAGGAAAAGAGACACGGUCGCAUUUGUGUUCGCACCAUUAAUGAGGAAAUCAACGCCGACUUUGUCACGAGAACUUUAUCAGUUUCACGCGAUAAUACUAACAGACUCGUUCAACAACUUCACUACACGAGUUGGCCUGACCACGGAGUGCCGCUGUAUCCACAGUCAAUGGCUUUAUUUGUUGAGAAAAUAAUUCAACGUCAAGAUAAAAACCACCCGAUAUUGGUUCACUGCAGUGCUGGAGUGGGAAGGACAGGAACGGUGAUUUUGAUCGAUGCUUGCAUUCGAAUGGUUCAAUCACACGGCCGCAUGGACAUCACCAGUAUUUUCACUCGAAUGCGGUCUCAGAGAGCUAACUUAGUCGACAAUUUGAAACAAUACGAAUUCGCACAUCUGGUGCUCUUGGAGAUUUUUGCAAAUCCAAAGUUUGAAAUCAGCUGUGACAAGUUCACUGAGGAGUACAACAAUCUAAAGGGAAACAACAAGAAGGACCUGAAGGAGAGGUUUUCUAAACUGAAGGAAAUCUGCGAGAGAGAUUUUCAGAGGGUGGAAACGCCUGUAAAAAACGAAACAGACAAGUGCAGAUACCCAGAAUUUAUUUCGUCGUCAAGCGCCAUCGUUCGACUUUUUCCUUACGAAAACGUAGUGACUAUGAGUUUUAUCAACGCCGUCACCGUAGACGGAUAUCAGAAAGCCAAACAAUUUAUCGCGACGCAAGUGCCGAUGAAAAAUACAGUUGAGGAUUUUUGGAGGAUGAUCGACCAGUUCAAAGUCAAAGAAAUCGUCGUCCUCAACGAGCCGCAUAUUUCAGAAGGCGGAUUUCUUCCGUCGAAAGAACGCCGAUUUAUCUUUGGCGAAAUCGAAGUUAUUUUGGAUGAUUUUAAUGAUGGAAAGAAGUUCAAAACUAUGAAUGUCCAACUUAAUACGAGGGGAAUAUGCAAAAAUGUGAGCGUGAAAUGGGCCUACGACUGGAAGCCUGGGAAGGUCACCCCGCCAAACACGGAAUUGCUCAUUGAGCUCUGGGAUAGUUUGAAAAUGACCAAUGAUAAAGACGUCAUCGCCGUUGUUUGCCAUGACGGAGUGACGGCCUGCGGCCUUUUCCUCGGCAUUGGUUUCGUGAUCGAAAAAAUCAAGUUGGAGAACAAGGUCGACGUCGGACUGGCGGUUCGGACUCUGAGGAAAUCGAGACCGGCGUUUCUUUCCUCAGAAAUGCAGUACGAACUUGUGUACGAAACUGCCCAAAACUAUUUGGUCUCAUUUGAUACCUACGGAAACUUCAAGUAGGAUUCCUUUUACUUUUCCCAUUUAUGUAUUUGCUUCAAUAUGGAACACCUUUUAGUGCAAUAAUAUUUAGGAUGUUAGCAUAAAAAAUGUAUUAGAUUAUAUAGAGGUUAACAAAAUUUGAAUCGCGAGACGCUGAUAAUUUUAAUUAAUUUUAAUUGAUGUUUAAUUAAAGCAUGAACACUCCUAUCGUUUGUACACGCAGACAUUAUAAUUACUGUGUUUCAUAUCUUUCUAUUUAUUAAGUGUAUCCUUGAGCAUUUAAAUCAGUGUUCUGCAUUUUAUUAAUCCACGAAUAGUAAUUAAAUUUGUAUUAAUCAGUUUGAAACAUAACCAGUCAAAAACCUUUAAUGGCCCUGAAAAUAUGGUUUUGCACGAUCUGUACGUAAAAUUAUUUGUUGAAUCGCAGUUUUA